Molecule: messenger RNA, 2632 nt
Organism: Carcharodon carcharias (great white shark)
Lineage: Eukaryota; Metazoa; Chordata; Chondrichthyes; Lamniformes; Lamnidae
Gene: ano10a
Product: anoctamin 10a
Exons: 13
Coding region: 140-2137 (665 amino acids)
Biological process (GO): chloride transmembrane transport
Cellular component (GO): plasma membrane
Molecular function (GO): chloride channel activity
Source: RefSeq, a predicted model, not a curated record
GGAGCGGCUGACGUAAGAAGGUGGGGGGAGGGUGGUGGCGUCAGCGUUGAUUGACAGCCGGGCCGAACAGCCCUCUCCCCUCUUGGGUGUGUUGUGACCGGCGGCGGAGGCCUCAAGAGGUGCCGAAAGUGUUACAAGGAUGAAAAGGAUGAAAGGAAACAGCUCCCUUUCUGAGGAUGUUCAAUUUACUUUUACACCACUGGUGAUACUAGAGCUUGCCAAAGAUACCCAUAAAGAGACAAUAGAAUGGCUUGUUCAAAAAAUCAUAGACAGAAAGCACUUGGGCGGAGCCCAUUUGAGUAUUAAACCCUUGGAGGACCAGGAUGGAGACUCCCAAAUAUAUCUUAUUGGAGCAUCUUGGAGAAGGCUACUGCUGGGAGCUGAAAGCUUGGGUUUCAUUAAGGAGUAUCAGGAUGGAUCAAUGAGAAUCUUUACCUACCACAACAGGGAAGACUACAAACAUUUUACAGAUGACGACAGCGAUUUUCUGACGAUGGCAGAAAAGCAGUACAUCAUCAAGCGUGAAUUAGAAAAUCUGAGGGCAGUAAAUGAGACCAUGGUCCCUGGUCAUCCACAAGCCAAACUCUAUCCUGGGAAAUCAAUCAUUCGCCGUUUGCAAACAAGUGGACUUCUAAUUCAACUCUAUCCACUACAUGACCCAGCAGAACUGAAAAAGCUCAGCUUCAUCUGGUAUCGGCGAGUAAGGUUUUCCUUUCAGCCUCUUGAUGAGAUCCAGAAAUACUUUGGACAGAGUAUUGCACUCUAUUUUGCUUUUUUGGAAUAUUUCACCUUUGCCUUGUUUCCCAUGGCUGUAAUUGGCGUGCCUUACUAUAUAUUUGCAUGGGAAGAUUAUGACAAGUACAUCGUAUUUGCCACUUUCAACCUCGUGUGGUCGACCAUUGUCCUGGAAGUCUGGAAGCGUUGUUGUGCCAAACAUUCCUAUAAGUGGGGGACACUGACAAUGAAGAGGGAGUUUGAAGAACCUCGGCCUGGUUUUCAUGGAACGUUGGGAGUGAAUCCAGCAACUGGCAGAAAAGAGCCCACGUAUCCUUCUUACAAGAGGCAGCUCCGCAUCUAUCUGGUUUCAGUGCCCUUUGUCUGCUUCAGCCUCUACAUAUGCCUUAUUGUUAUGAUGAUCUACUUUCAGAUGGAGGAACAGGCCUUAGCCUAUGAUGAAAUGGCUCAGUCAAUGUUCAGCUCCGUCUUGCUGUUUGCACCCAGUGUCAUUUAUGCUUUAGUUAUUGAAAUUAUGAACCGUAUCUACAGAUAUGCUGCUGAAUUUUUAACUAAAUGGGAAAACCACAGGCUUGAAUCGACUUAUCAGAAUCAUUUAGUUCUGAAAGUUUUGGUGUUCAAUUUCAUAAACUGCUUUGCAUCCCUCUUCUAUAUCGCAUUCAUUAUUCAGGAUAUGAAGCUUCUGAGACAGAAUCUGGCUGCCUUACUCAUCACCUCACAAAUAAUCAACCAGUUUGUGGAAUCCUGGCUUCCUUACUGGCUUCAAAAUCAUCGUAAAAAGAUUAUCAAGCAGAAGCUUAGUACAUUGAGUAAAGAGAAAGAACUUCCCUUAAGUGAUCAAAUCAAGCUGGAAGGAAACAUGGGCGCAUAUUUGGGAACCUUUGAUGAUUACUUGGAACUGUUUCAGCAGUUUGGCUAUGUCAGUCUUUUCUCAUGUGUUUACCCUCUGGCGGCUAUAUUGGCAAUUUUGAACAACAUCACAGAAGUAUUCUCCGAUGCUCUGAAAAUGUGUCGUGUCUUCAAACGGCCGUUCUCCCAGCCUGCAGCGGACAUGGGAGUCUGGCUGCUGGCCUUAGAAACAAUGGGAGUUAUUUCAGUGAUGACCAACUGUGCACUGAUUGGGAUAUCGCCCCAAGUGAAGGGAAUGUUUCAGGAAAACAGUAUCGAACUUGUCCUGUUAAUUGUGGGUGUAGAGCACAUCCUGUUAGGUCUGAAAUUUAUCCUAGCCUUUGCCAUCUCAGAUAUACCAAGUGAUAUUCGUAAUCAAAUAGCCAAGCUGGAGUUCGAGUCGUUGGAGGCUCUGAAACAUAAGCAAAUUAAGGAAGCUGACGAGUCACUGACAAAGGAACAGCAACAUGCUGAAACGAAGACUGAAGAAAGCAAAGCAAAGAAAACUUUGUGAAAAGUGACACAUUACUGGCCUUUAUCGGAUUAAGCCAUAUACCAAGUUGUAUAAUAGACAAAUAGUGGGUGCGAAAAAUAUGCAUUGCAUGAAAACUCUCCACAGCAAUGCUGCUAAAUAUAUUCCACUUUUGUAAAUGUAUCCAUUAAUCCUUUUGCAUGAUAUCUUUGCAUGGUUUAUGUAUCAAACGAGGAUGAUUAUUGCUGCUGAAUAAGGCAUCAACCAGGUAUGUGGAUGGUGAAUGAUGAUGAUGAUAAUGAUGAGAGAGAUUUAUUCUAGUAGGUGAACAUUUUAAGCUGCAACUUCCAAAUGAGCAACAUUUCAACCAGGUAGCUAGAAAUGUUCAGUCACUGUGCAGUGGGGUGAAUGCUCAGGACCUAAUAUGGGGUAAAAUAAUUCCACUGGUCUUUGUCUUGAAUUUUGUAAAAUAUGGAAUGUUUGUGUUUAAAAAAAAUUCCUUGUAUAAAUCACAAUAAAUGAGAUUGCACUCCUUGA